Molecule: messenger RNA, 5940 nt
Organism: Aspergillus ruber CBS 135680
Lineage: Eukaryota; Fungi; Ascomycota; Eurotiomycetes; Eurotiales; Aspergillaceae
Product: putative ankyrin 2,3/unc44
Exons: 4
Coding region: 1-5940 (1979 amino acids)
Molecular function (GO): protein binding
Source: RefSeq, a predicted model, not a curated record
AUGUCUUCUCUAUCUGAUUUCGAGAGUAACGAUACCGUCUUGGUUGGCUCGGGAGAUAUUCGCGACUUCAAUUCAGACAACAUCCUUCCACUGCCAACUGCAGACCUGGAUGAGAUCAGACAAUGGCUCCAGCCAACUCCGUAUGAUCUGGAACGAAGUGAAUAUUCCAGACAUCGCGCAUCUCAUCCAGUGGGGACGGGCGAAUGGCUCACUUCCACGAAAACGUAUCAGCAGUGGCACUCCGGCGAGAAUGGACUCCUAUGGAUCAAAGGCAUCCCCGGCUCGGGGAAGUCCGUCAUGACUGCUUCGAUUAUCGACCAACUGCGCAAGGAAGAAGUUCCAGUCAUAUAUUUCUUCUUCCGACAGAUCAUUGAUGCAAACCAUAAGCCUAUCGCCGCGUUGCGUGACUGGCUGUGCCAGAUUCUGAAUUACAACCCUCCACUCCAGGUCAAACUGAAGGAGUACAUUGAUAACCGUCGGUCGAUUGAGAGUCUCUCUCCAGGCGACCUCUGGAAAGACCUCAAGCUGGCCCUAGAUUCAUCUCCUAAGGUUUACUGCGUCACGGACGCCUUGGAUGAGAUGGAUAACGGGAAUGACGGGUUCCUCCAUUCCUUGGUAGAGUUGGGCCAGUGGCGUCCUUCAAAUAUCAAAGUCUUGAUCACUUCACGCCCAGUAGCCUCUUUGGAGGCUCCCUUGCGAACAUUCCCCUUUCUCCAGAUUCGAUUGGAAGAGCGACUGGUAGAUCUCGAUAUUGCGGCCUACGUCCAGCACAAGCUUCGGAACUCGCCUAUUCCCAAAGAGCACUGGAAUAUCAUAGAAGAGGCAAUUCCCGGUCGGGCAAAUGGCCUGUUUUUAUAUGCAAGACUUUCGAUGGAAGCGUUCCUCGAACCGGGUGCUGAUGUGCACGAAGUCCUCAAUGCUCUGCCUACUGACCUCAACUUAAUGUAUAAUGGAUUGUUACGGGAACAUGCAAAGCGCUCAAACAUAUCUGAUGAAAUCCAGCUUCUCGUCCUGCAGUUUGUUACUCAUGCAACACGCCCUCUACGUCUCCUUGAGAUAGCUGAAGUGAUGAACACUGUACACUUUUCAAGUGGCAAUAACAGCCUAAAAGAGACCAAAGAGCUGGUUAGAGCUGCUUGCGGCCCACUUCUGGAGAUUCUGCCGAAUGAGACGGUCUCGGUGGUUCACCAUUCAUUCACCGAGUUCCUCAAGGGAUUCACCCGAUGCAGUGACUCGGACGAUUUCGCAUAUCCAGUUCUUCAUUCUGGGUCAACGAAUCAAUGCCUUGCUGUCACAUGCUUGAAUUACCUCAGGUCUGGAUGCCUCGACAACCAGACGGUCAAAAAUAGAAGCGACGACGAUGAUUUAUACCAUCCUAAAAAAGCAGACCAAAGUGAACUGUGGCUGCAAUUCCCAUACUUAGAAUACGCCGCAAAGAAUUGGUAUAAACACACCAUGCGUGCAGCAAGUUCCGGUGCAAACAUGUCCCACAUCUACGAUAUUCUUGACACAUUCUUUGUGGAAAAGCAUAGAUUUAAUGUGUGGCUGGAAAUUGCCUGGCCCACCUCGUCUAUCAAAGAUGUCACGCCACUUCAUGUUGCUGCCCGGACUGGAUUGGCUCAGUACAUAGUGCACUUGCUACAAACGGAAGAUAUCGAUAUAGAGACACAGGACUGUGACCACAAUACGCCUCUGUAUUGGGCUGCAACUUACGGUCACACAGAAGCUGUUCAGGUUCUUCUUGACAACGGGGUCGACUCCGACGCGGAGCAAAACCAGGGCCUGAGACCGCUGCAUCAAGCCGCCAGAAAUAACCAUGCUGAGGUUGUUGAGAUAUUGCUGGCUGCCGGAGUUGACCCACUUACUCCUAAGACCAGAGAUACGCCGGGGAAUUGGUGUGGAAAUGCGCCGACAUCAUACGGACACACGCCACUGAUGUAUGCAUGUCAUUAUGGCCAAGUUUUUACCAUUCUUGAAAGAUCUCUCAGUUGGGCAGCAGAAGAAAGUCGUGCGGAAAUUGUGGAUUUGAUCCUCCAACAUUCUGGUGUGGAUGUCAAUGCGAAGUGGCGCAGAGCCACUGCCCUUUUCAGAGCGUGCAAAGCCGGAGACUUCAAGACAAUUGACGUGUUGUUGAAAGCAGGAGCGGACCCAAACAUAGCUUGCGCCGAUGCUGAAGAUGAGUCUGGUGGAAUUUCAUGGGUAUUUUUCGACAAAAGGCUUCACUGUCACCAGGAGCCGAAAGGGUUUACAGCGCUACACUCCCUGUGCAAAGGCAACAGACAUUCGAAUCCAAGCCCGCCGGAGUGUGCGGAGGUUUUGCUCAACGCGGGCGCUGAUGUCCAUCUGAAGACUCCAGAUGGAUCGACAGCUUUGCAUUAUGCUUGUGAAUAUAGCACCAACCUGGUCAAGCCUUUGUUGGAGGCGGAUGCAGAUCCUACCAUGGAGAAUGAUGCUGGAGAGACACCUCUCCACACAGAUGGCAAAACAGAUAAUGAGCUGUUGCCCUUGCUUCUGGGAACAGGAACCGUGGAUAUCAACAGGCCUAGAAGUACGGAUGGCAGGACACCGUUAAUGUGCCGUCUCAUGGGAAUGUAUAGUGAAUCAAUUGUUGCAUUUUUGAAAUACAAGCCCGAUGUCAACGCUACUGACAUUGAAGGAAAUGGUGUUCUACAUGUUGCUCUGAAAGGUAGGUCUAUUGAAACCAGCGUGAUUAACGCUCUACUGUCUGCCGGGGCCGAUCCGAACCUGAAGAACAGACACGGCAAUACACCAUUCCAUGUCAUGGAAUAUAAUGUGAAUGGUCUUAGAGAGGGAACGCCAGAGAUUUUUGAGAUGCUCAUCAACCAGGGCGCCCGAACUGAUACUCGUGAUUACAAAGGCCGAACUCUAUGGCAUCAUGGAUGCAAGAAGAGGAAGCGCCUAGACCAUCUGAGAAGCCUAGGCCUUGGGCCGAUCGUGACAGACUACGAAGGAAACACACCAUUGCAUGAAGUUGCCGCCGCGGAGUCUUAUUCCAACAAGCUGGAAUCUAUAAAGCAUUUGAUGGGCUUGGGCUUGAAAAUUGAUCAACCAAAUCACCGAGGAAGAACUGUCCUGCACUUCCUGUGCUCUGGGACCGACGAUGAAUCCAAAUCGUCCAAGAAAGACCAGCCACUUGAUUAUGUUCUCGCAGUGUCCAAAAACGUGAGCCCUAGUGAUAUUGAUGGGGUUGAUCCACUACAUCUUGCCAGUACAAUUUCUGAAAAUUUUGUUUUCAAACUUCUCAAUGCUGGUGCAGAUUUGUUUGCUGCCACCCAUGAAGGCAUGACAGUACUUCAUCUCGCAGCCCGAGCACGUAAAUCCGGCAUUGUGGAUAUGAUUCUAUCUCGACUUGGCAUACUGGAAACAAAGGACCGCAUGGCGUUUGUCAAUCAGAAGAACUGCAAAGGAGAAACAGCCCUACAUUACGCUUGUCGCUCCGGUCGUCCUGAAACUGUCAGAUCGUUUCUUGAAGCAGGUGCAGAUCCUAAUUUGCUAGACAAUUCUCAGAACUCACCCUUCACCAUGUGUGCCGAUUUUGAGAAUGAACAAGAGUUGUGGCGCAAUGGUCAGCAGUCACAGGUUGAAGGCCUCGAUGCAGCUGGUUUAUUGCUUGAAUAUCGCACACACCCGUUGAAUGAUAGGAAUCACGGAAUUGAUCGAUAUGGCUUCGACCAACUUAAAACAGAACACGAUACAGCGCGACUGGAUGAGAUCAUGAAUUUACUUAUCCAGUAUGGUGCUGUAAUCACUGGGGCCCGUGGUUGUCUUCAAAGGGUGUGGCGGGCGGCGAUGCUGCCUCAUUUUGGCUAUACCAUCGACUGUAUUUUGCAUCUGGGGAAUCGUAUGAUUGAUGAAAAGAUCAUCGCAAAUUUGCACCGUGGCACGGGCUUCCUUAUUGCUAGCUAUUGUCGCAAAGCGGCAAAAGAGGCCUUGAAAGAAAGCGCCAGGCCCGGACACGGUGAGAAAUGGUCCGAGAGUCGAGCUUCGUCCGCACAGCGAAGACUUCUGGAGAGUGCAUUGGCCAUGAGGCAGUAUAAUCUAUUUGAAGAAAUAGCCACGGAUAGUGCCUGUCUCAUCGUGCCCGAUUACCAGGGAAGGACUGCCUUGAAUGACUUGGUCUACUGGGGCUAUAGUGACAUAUUGGCACGAGUCUGCACUCGGGAACUUGCAACUAAACUUGAUGAUUAUGAAUGGUGCAAGAAAGCGGAAGCAGCAGAAGGCCUCAGCAGCGAUUUCAUUUCACCGUUAAUGGUAUCCGCUUGCACGCGUCGACUUCCCAACAUGGACGUGUUGAAGCAACUUGUCGAGGACUUUGGUGUUAGUAUGGAUGCCCAAAGCAGAGAGCGUGUGUAUCAUGGAAGUGAAUAUCGGGUUUUAAUGACCAUGGGCACUCUUCAUUACCUCGCCACUGGAAAGUGCUGGUGGUAUGUCGACAGAGCCCUGCCGUAUUUGAUACAGAAGGGUGCCAAUCUCGAGCUGAGAAACCAUGUUGGAGCAACACCCCUCCACAUUGCAUUGACAUCCACAGAAGUCUUUUGCAAGCAAGCUGCCAAAAUUUUCAUUAAGGGCGGUGCAGAUGUCAAUGCCGUAGACGACGAUGGCAAUACAUGCCUGUCAAAGGCAGGCGAUGACUUGGAUCUGAUCAAGCUUCUCAUUGCGCAUGGUGCGCAAGUCAGCGCAGCAGCCAUAAUAUCUGUGAUUAAGCUUGGGCAGGUUGAAAUACUGGAACUUCUGCUUUCUCAGGGCGAUUAUGCCAACCUCAGGCCGCCCGGACCUACAAAGCCCAAGUAUGAUGACUUCAGCCGUAGUGGCAUUACCGAUUCCGAAAUGUUUCCGCUGUUUUAUGCAUCUAGCUAUCGACACCCUAAGACCCCAAAUCUUGAGGCAACGAAGGCGCGGAUGAUGGCAAUACUUCUCAAACACGGCGCAGACCCAUUUGCCACCUUUGUCAAAUAUACAAAACAGCCAAGGCCUCAUGAUAAGUCGACCGAAGAGCCAACCCCAGAAUUACCAGCAAAAAGCUACACAAUAAUCCAUAAAAUCCUAAGCUCGGGAGAUAUAUUUGAGCCAUUCUUCCAGAUGCCAUCUCUGGACCUUGAACGUCGAGACCAAAGUGGCUGCACUCUGCUGUUAGCUGCAUCCAAGAAUCACAAGACAUUGGUCUUUCAAGAGCUUAUUGACCGUGGAGCCAAUAUUAUGGCGCAAGACGACGAUGGAAAAACCAUUCUCCAUCUCAUAGAGAAUUUCAAGCCCGACGCCGAUUUCGUUGAGACCCUCAGAGCUGUCAUCAUCAACAAUCCCAGCCUCGUCCAUCAAACCGAUCGGGCUGGCGACAAGCCUCUCCACUACGCACUGCGUCACCGCGCCUAUGAUUACGUCGACCUACUUCUAGAGAAUGGAGCCGAUCCCGCCCAGCCAGACUCCAACGGAGACACGGCCCUUCACUAUAUUGCUAGUCGAUUUAACAAUCUUGCGUUGUUCAAGCAAUUUCUAGCUGCUGGAAUAGACAUCAACGCCCGAAACAACCAAGGUGACACGCCACUCUUCAAGUACAUCGAGGUCGGUUUUGGAUCGAGCUGCCGCGGUGGAAUUUUUGGCUUUGAUCUCUCUUUCAAAUACACGAGCGAUGGAGAGUUCAAUGACCCUAUAUUCAAAUUCUUCAGUGAGGCAGGAGCUGAUUUCUUUGCGCGAAACAACGCGAAGUCGUCUUUGCUUCAUCUGCUAGCCGCUAUCAAGGUCGGCACUAGAUUCCGCAGCAAAAAUGCUCGACUGGCAAUUGUGGAGCGGUCCAGACAUUUGAUGGAUUUGGGAUUGGAUCCUAUGGCUGAGGAUAUAAGACAGCGAACUAGUUUGGAUGUAGCUGCUGCGUGUGGGAGUGAACAUAUUCAGAAGUUGUUUGAGCGGAAGCCGAUGGAGUAG